Molecule: messenger RNA, 4131 nt
Organism: Eupeodes corollae
Lineage: Eukaryota; Metazoa; Arthropoda; Insecta; Diptera; Syrphidae
Exons: 5
Coding region: 691-3255 (854 amino acids)
Source: RefSeq, a predicted model, not a curated record
CUUCAGUGUACAGUUCAGUCCACCAACCGAACCCAACAACGCAAACCGGCACUACCCAGAGUUGAUUUGAUGUAUUUUAAUUUUUGUACUAAAAUAGAUGUGGUGCGGUUCGACUCGGCUUGGCGGCGCAGCGCAGUGUAAUAUAGCGACCCCAUGCGCGGUUGAUUUAUUCUUGAGAGAUUUUAAAAAUAAAAUAAUUCCGUGCUAAUUUAAGUUGUUCAAAAACAAAAAAGUAAAACAAAAAGAAGGGCGUAUUGAGAUUAUGACAAGAUCAUAACGACCUUGACUCGUAAAUAAAAAUAAAAACCUCCCCUAUUUUGAUUUAUUUAUAAAUAUUUAUGUUCUUAAUGUUUUUCUGUAAAAUAAAAACGAAAGUGAAUGACCCAAGUUUAGUUACAAUUUUGGAUAUUUUGAAUUAAAAUGCACUGUCAACGUAUUGAAACAAGUGUUUAAUUUCAUUUAAAUAACAAAAAAGUUUGACAGUGCAAAGUUUACAUUACAACUUUUGUUUUUUGUGCAAACAAAGCCAAAGGCAACUAUUUUCAAUUAACGCGCUUGAUUAAUUCGAAUGAGGAAUAUAAAAAUAAAUCAGAUCAUUUCUUUGAGUUGCAUAAAAAUAUACAAAAUAUUUCUGCACUUGGGGCAGUAGGUGACUUGUCAUAGAAAGACUAAAAAUAAUGACCAGCAAAUAUGAGCAACUUAAGUUCCAGCGGCAGUAACGAUAGUGUCCUCGAGCCGUUACUGCAACAACACGACGACGAUGAUGACGACGAGAACAAGACACCCCUCACCAGCAGCAGGAAAAACGAAGACGCCAAUGACACCUGGUUGGUGUCACCCACCAAUCACUGUACUUCAACUUCAAAAAAUAAACCUAAUUCCAAAACAGAUCCCGCAUCCGUCAAAAGUCGUUACACCAACAAAAACCUACUCCGACAUUGUAAGAAACCAUCAUCGAUUGGUCAAUCAAUUAGUAGCAUAUUUACCCGCCGAAAACGGGCUUUUGUGCUGCUAGGCGGAACGUUCCUAUUUCUAUUCUACAUUAAUUCCAUGAUAAUAAACCGGAACUCCAAUCAAAUGAUUCCUGUUACUCAUCAUUCGACUGUGCCCGGAAUGAAGGCCUUGAAUAUAUUUGCACAAAAUGCAAGUCCAGAACAGCAACAAUCGACCCUAAGGCCAACGGUCGUGGUCGAUGUUACAAAAAGUCCGGAUAAAAUCACUAGCACUAGGCGAUCCCGCUCGACGGGAGCCGCAGCAAUUGGUGGAAAUUUGAUACCACUUAAAUCAACUGCCAUGCCCAGAUUAGAUAGAAAUACAAAACCUAAAAUUGUUGCAACCACAGCUUCAUCAGCUACUCCCAUCUCAAAUUCAACCUUUUCAAAUAAUUCAACUAUUCUACCUCCUCCUCCAUCAGGAUACUUGGUAUGGAGCGACAAGUGCAAAAUGCCUAGUAUAGAUCCAUAUACGGCGGAGGUUAUGCAAUAUUUUAAACGGGAAAAGUACGAACCCUGUUCGACGAGUAAGCCUCUAACCAAGGUGGCCUUUAAUUCAACAACGGGCAAAUACAACUUGCUUAUAAUUCAAGACCAAGUCAAGUAUUAUACUAAAUCUGGAGGACAGCUGGACUGUUGUUACCAAGUAAUAGAGCGCAAAACUGGAGGCGAAAAAGCUGACCAAGAAGUUGGUCUUAGUGAAUGUUUGAGUUUUCGGAACUCAGCUCAGAUUCCCAAUACCGCUGACAAUAUUUUAGUUAAAUGCAAGAGCAAAAAGAAGCAAACUUACAUCAAUGGUCAUCCGAUGAUGCCAGAACGACCGGAGAUCCGAAAACGAUUGCAAGACUGGAAAAAAUCCAAUUCAGAAACAAAAAAGCCCGUGAGUGUCCUUAUGAUAGGAAUCGAUAGUAUCUCAAGAGUCAAUCUCAUACGAGCGAUGCCAAAGACUGCACAGUACCUGUACGACAACGAAUGGUUUGAAAUGAGUGGAUAUAAUAAGAUGGGUGAUAAUACGUUCCCGAACUUGAUGGCUAUUCUCACUGGCUACAAUCAAACUGUAGCGUUUGAUAAAUGUGCUCCAACCAAGUUAGGUGCUCUCGACCGAUGUCCAUUUAUUUGGAAAAGUUUUCGUGAACAUGGCUAUGUUACAGCCUACGCUGAAGACGAAUCCUCAAUCAACACCUUCAACUAUCUUAAACUAGGCUUCGAAAAGCCACCAGUAGACUAUUACCUACGACCAUUUCUAAUAAGUGCCGAACACAAUCUUGUUAAUAAAUUAAAAUCUGGACUAAUAUUUUGCCUUGGCUAUCAGCAUUCAGCUGAUUACAUUUACGAUUAUGCCCUCGAAUUGGCCACACGAUAUCGAGAUGAUCCGUUUUUCGGACUCUUCUGGGCCAACACUUUCAGUCACAAUGACAUAAGUGACUGCUCGUCGAUGGAUGAUAAAAUGCAGGAUUACUUAAAACAAUUAGCCAAACGUGGCAUCCUCGAUCGGUCUAUUGUGAUAUUUUUUAGCGAUCAUGGAAUGCGUUUUGGGCCAACGAGGAAAUUUCUCUCUGGCCAUCUGGAAGAACGUUUGCCCUUUAUGUUCAUUUGGUUACCGCCGGGAUUGAAAAAUUCUCACACUGAGUUCGUAAAUGCCCUGAGUGUGAAUAAAAAUCGAUUAACCAACCCCUAUGAUCUCCAUAUGACCCUAAAGCAUAUUCUCGAGCUAUCGGGUAGAGUUAAUAAGUCAGAACCUAGUCAGGGCUGCCCUAAGUGCCAAACCUUAUUGAAACCUGUGCCACACAGCCGGUCUUGUGAUGAUGCUGCAAUAGAGGACCACUGGUGCACGUGUAUUCCCUACACGAGCAUCUACAAGGGCUCGAAUGUGGUCACCAAAAUAGCCAAAUACUCAAUCAACUACAUCAAUGACUACGUUGCAGACUUCAAAAACGGAAGCGUUGCUGACAGAUGCGCUUUGCUGAGCUUAAGUGAGGUGCAAAGUGCCUAUCGAGCCUUACACGGUGUGGACGCAUCGACGAAUGUUACAACGGAAACUUAUCGAAUAAUUUUCAUAACAAAGCCAAAUUACGGACUUUUUGAAGCAACAGUUCGUUAUACCAUCGAAACGGAAAACAUGGAGGUAACCGGAAGUAUAAGUCGUUUGAACUCGUAUGCUUCGGACUCAAGUUGUGUCUCGGAUGGUGGGGCCAAGAAAUAUUGCUCUUGUGGUAAGAGUUCGAAGAAUCGUCAUACAGCCGCACGUGCUCCUGCUGGUUAGGAUACGCAUAGAACUUUAUUUUUAACCUAAUAAUGAAUUUUAUUUUGUAUUUAUUUAAGAUAUAAAUAACUCUUUUAAAAGCCUUUCCAUUUCUACUUGCAAUUAUAUAAAGCUUUGCGCUUUCUUUUAUUUCAAAUCAAUUAAAACAACUUAAAUACUAAGAUCGGAGUAUCUAAGCGAGUUGUCAAACCAACCAUACCUAAAAUGAAAAAUAUAUUUACCCUUUCGUAAAAAGUGGUCCAAAAAAGGUUAAAGUUACAAAUUUAAAUUCAUAAUAUAAACGUAACAAGCUUGCCAAAUAUAAAAUUCAAAACCAAAUUGUACAGUAUAAAUUAUAAGUUAACAAAACUAUCAUAUAAGGCCAGUCUCCUUGGAGAUAAUAUAAAAGUUUUAAAGACGCUAAUUAAAGAACAAGCCUAAAAACUGGCACAAUCUGUGAUUACCAUUUAACAAAAAGAAAAAAAAAACAAAGAAAAUAUAUACGAACUCUCUCUCUCUUUCACUUUUUGUCCUUUGAAAUGUUAACGGUUACAUUUUAAGUUAAUUUACAUAUUUAUAUGUACCUAUGUUAAUUAAUAAACAUAAAGUAUUUUGCUUAGUAAAAUAAUUAUAAUUAAAACAAAAUAUAAAGUUUUGUGUGCCUUUUUGUUGUUUGAAGAGGAGGUGCAUCUUUUCACACAAUUUCCAUAGACUUAAAAAAAAAGUUAAACAAAAAUUAAUUAAAUUUCUCAGUCAGUUAAAGUUCAGAUGAGUGGAAUAUAUAUUUCUCUUCUUUUUAGUUACCUAAUAAUUUAGAAAAUACAACUAUUUGUAACUUGUGCUUUAAGCAGAAUUAUUAUCGAAAUAAAUCUACAAUAAAUUAUUUUGAAUAGUAAA